Messenger RNA from Acomys russatus (golden spiny mouse), 2070 nucleotides. It is a transcript of the gene Hnrnph1, whose product is annotated as heterogeneous nuclear ribonucleoprotein H1. The transcript is spliced from 14 exons. Gene Ontology annotation, biological process: regulation of RNA splicing. The record is from RefSeq and is a predicted model, not a curated record. Lineage: Eukaryota; Metazoa; Chordata; Mammalia; Rodentia; Muridae. Gene Ontology annotation, molecular function: RNA binding. Bases 179 to 1528 code for a protein of 449 amino acids. Gene Ontology annotation, cellular component: nucleoplasm; ribonucleoprotein complex.
GCAUGCGUCCUACUUGUUAAGUGACGCCAGUGGGCGGGGCGGGCAACGGGGUGCGCGUGCGCAGAGCUUGUGCGAAGGGCUUUAUUUAGGCUGCGCAGGCGCCCGCUAAUCAUUUCUCUUCAGCCACGCCGAGGCAUUGUGUGGAGUCGAUUUCGACGCCAGGACCCGGGAAGAGACGAUGAUGCUGGGCGCAGAAGGCGGAGAGGGCUUCGUGGUGAAGGUCCGGGGCUUGCCCUGGUCCUGCUCGGCGGAUGAAGUGCAGCGUUUCUUUUCUGACUGCAAAAUUCAAAAUGGGGCUCAAGGUAUUCGUUUCAUCUACACCAGAGAAGGCAGACCGAGUGGCGAGGCUUUUGUUGAACUUGAAUCAGAAGAUGAAGUCAAAUUGGCCUUGAAAAAAGACAGAGAAACUAUGGGACACAGAUAUGUUGAAGUAUUCAAGUCAAACAACGUUGAAAUGGAUUGGGUGUUGAAGCAUACUGGUCCAAAUAGUCCUGACACGGCCAAUGAUGGCUUUGUACGGCUUAGAGGACUCCCUUUUGGAUGUAGCAAGGAAGAAAUUGUUCAGUUCUUCUCAGGGUUGGAAAUCGUGCCAAAUGGGAUAACAUUGCCGGUGGACUUCCAGGGGAGGAGUACGGGGGAGGCCUUCGUGCAGUUUGCUUCACAGGAAAUAGCUGAAAAGGCUCUAAAGAAACACAAGGAAAGAAUAGGGCACAGGUAUAUUGAAAUAUUUAAGAGCAGUCGAGCUGAAGUUAGAACUCAUUAUGAUCCACCACGAAAACUUAUGGCCAUGCAGCGGCCAGGUCCCUAUGACAGACCUGGGGCUGGCAGAGGGUAUAACAGCAUUGGCAGAGGAGCUGGCUUUGAGAGGAUGAGGCGUGGUGCUUAUGGUGGAGGCUAUGGAGGCUAUGAUGAUUAUAAUGGUUAUAAUGAUGGAUAUGGAUUUGGUUCGGAUAGAUUUGGAAGAGACCUCAAUUAUUGUUUUUCAGGAAUGUCUGACCACAGAUACGGGGAUGGUGGUUCUACUUUCCAGAGUACAACGGGACACUGCGUACACAUGCGGGGAUUACCAUACAGAGCUACUGAAAAUGACAUUUAUAAUUUUUUUUCACCACUCAACCCUGUGAGAGUACACAUUGAGAUUGGACCUGAUGGCAGAGUAACUGGUGAAGCAGAUGUUGAGUUUGCAACCCAUGAAGAUGCUGUUGCAGCUAUGUCAAAAGACAAAGCAAAUAUGCAACACAGAUAUGUAGAACUCUUCUUGAAUUCCACAGCAGGAGCAAGCGGUGGUGCUUACGAACACAGAUAUGUAGAACUCUUCUUGAAUUCUACAGCAGGAGCAAGCGGUGGUGCUUAUGGUAGCCAAAUGAUGGGAGGCAUGGGCUUGUCAAACCAGUCCAGUUAUGGUGGCCCAGCCAGCCAGCAGCUGAGCGGUGGUUAUGGAGGUGGCUACGGUGGCCAGAGCAGCAUGAGUGGAUAUGACCAAGUUUUACAGGAAAACUCCAGUGAUUUUCAAUCAAACAUUGCAUAGGUAGCCAAGGAACAGUGAACAGCAGCUACUACAGUAGCGGAAGCCGUGCAUCUAUGGGCGUGAAUGGAAUGGGAGGGAUGUCUAGCAUGUCCAGUAUGAGUGGUGGAUGGGGAAUGUAAUUGAUUUUGAUCACUGACUCUUGGUCAAAAAUUUUUUUUAAAGAAAAAACCCUUCAGUUUAACAGUUUUUGCAGCCCAGCCUUGUGAUUUAUGCCUGCUCUGAGGGGAUAUUGGCAUUGUUAACGAACUGAGGUUCAGUGUUGAACAUAGCAAUCACCUAGAACGAUAGAUGGGGCAGAGUUGCGAGAUGAAACUGUUAAACAAUUCCCAGCUUUUCUCUAGUUACUGUAGGAUGUACGUAAGCAGUAAGUGUAUUUAGGUUAAAACAGUUGAAUUAUGUUAAAUGUUGCUCUGAUAAUACAUUACAUUGAACACCGUUGAUGCAUGUUGAAAAGACAUGCUUUUUUGUAAAACUCAAUGUAGGAGCUGUGUCUACAAAGUGAAACAUUUGGCAUGUUUGUUAAUUCUAAUUUCAUUUGAUAA